UCUCUCUCUCUCUCUCUCUAUGGAAGCACUAAGAAAUCUCGAUUGGGAAAACUUUUUAAAUUUUACAGAACUGCCAUCCUCUCAAUGGGGUGACCAGUUUCUCCGAUUUUCCAUGGCUGAUUCGAGAUUAAACUACUAAAGCCUGAAGUAAUAGCGAACAUAUUCAUGUUGCCUUCCAGUGACAAAGACGGACUGAAAACAAAAAUUCUUUCGAUUCAUUUUCUGGAGAGUCUUGGUCUCUCUUAUCAUUUUGAGAAGGAAAUCGAAGAGAGCCUGAAACAUGCUUUCGAGAAGAUAGAAGAUUUGAUCGCUGAUGAAAAUGAUUUGGACACAAUCUCAGCCAUGUUUCGGGUUUUUAGAACAUAUGGUCUAAAUAUGUUGUCCGAUGUUUUCAAAAGAUUUAAAGGAGACGAUGGUAAGUUCAAGGAAUGUUUAAUAGAAGAUGUCAAGGGUAUGCUAAGCUUCUACGAAGCAGUGCACUUUGGGACAACGACAGAUCAUAUUCUGGAUGAAGUUUUAAGUUUCACACUGAACCACUUGGAGACACUAGCUACAGGUCGCAGAGCGUGUCCACCACAUAUUUCAAAGCUUAUACAAAAUGCUCUUCACAUACCUCAGCACCGGAACAUCCAAGCGCUGGUUGCAAGGGAGUAUAUCUCGUUCUAUGAACACGAAGAGGACCGCGAUGACACACUUCUUAAGCUAGCCAAGCUCAAUUUCAAGUUCUUGCAGCUUCAUUACUUCCAAGAAUUAAAGACCAUCACAAUGUGGUGGAGGGAAUUAGAACAUACAUCAAACUUUCCACCUAACUUCAGAGAAAGAACUGUAGAGACUUGGUUUGCAGCAUUGAUGAUGUACUUCGAGCCACAAUUUUCACUUGGGAGAAUUAUGUCGGCUAAGUUGUACUUAGUAAUCACAUUUCUAGACGACGCUUGUGAUACUUACGGUUCAGUUCCUGAAGUUGAAAGCCUGGUAGAUUGUCUGGAAAGAUGGGAUCCGGAUUACAUGGAAAAUCUUCAAGGUCACAUGAAGACUGCCUUCAAAUUUGUGAUGUAUCUUUUUAAAGAGUAUGAAGAAAUAUUGAGGCCACAAGGAAGAUUAUUUAUGAUGGAUAAGAUGAUAGAAGAGUUCAAGAUAAUUGCAAGGACAAACCUCGAACUUGUCAAAUGGGCACGGGGAGGUCAUGUUCCUAGCUUUGAUGAGUAUAUAGAGUCUGGUGGAGCCGAGAUUGGUACAUAUGCAACCAUAGCAUGUUCCAUCAUGGGACUUGGAGAGAUUGGUAGGAAGGAAGCUUUUGAGUGGCUAAUAUCUAGACCGAAGCUCGUUCAUGUAUCUUUAUUAGCCAAAUUCAAAAUUAGUCUCCAAAAAUAA
Camelina sativa (false flax) is the source of this 1371-nucleotide messenger RNA. RefSeq names its product alpha-barbatene synthase-like. Gene Ontology annotation, molecular function: magnesium ion binding; terpene synthase activity. NCBI's taxonomy places the organism in Eukaryota, Viridiplantae, Streptophyta, Magnoliopsida, Brassicales, Brassicaceae. Gene Ontology annotation, biological process: diterpenoid biosynthetic process. The record is from RefSeq and is a predicted model, not a curated record.